UAUUCAUUUCAAUCGAUCAAAUUGAAAAAAAGAUAUAAUAUAGUAAUACAUCUAAUGAUUUUUUUCACCGGAGUUGCGCGAAACUCAUUGAAAACUAACCACCGCCUAACUUAUCUUUACUAAAAAUUAUUGAGAAUGCAUGCAACUUUUCAGAACCUGUUCUUAUUAGCAUAUACUUCUCUUGAUAGGAAACCUCUAAUGUACCAGAGACCCCAUCGUGAAUCAAUGAUAGAAAAUGAAAAUUAAAUUCCAACCCCAAUCCAUCUCCAACGGUCAAAAUCCUUACCCCAAAACCUCAUACUCACUCUCCUUCCUCCACACAUCCCACUCCUUGCCUACAUACCAGAAAGAACUCACAAAGAAGAGACAUGUAGAUAAGAUUUCGUAAAAGAAUAAUCAAAAUCCACAGAGCAGAUCCUCUUUUACGCUCUGUACUUUAGGGAGACCCGUAAAAACAUGACCUGCUCAAAUAUGACAAUCUGGGUGUCCUCAAAACCUUCUCUUCCUGAUGCUUCUUCACUUUCUUUCCGUUCCUUUCUCAACCCUUUUCAGGUUCCUUCCAAUAAUUUUGCCUCUUGCAGCCCCUCUCAAUCGGUGACCCCAAUCCACUGUGGUCUUUGUGAGCUCCGAGGCCGUAUUGAUUCUGUGAAGAACACCCAGAAGAUCACUGAGGCUAUGAAACUUGUUGCUGCUGCUAAAGUCAGAAGAGCGCAAGAAGCCGUCGUUAAUGGAAGACCCUUUUCAGAAACUCUGGUAGAAGUUCUUUACAACAUCAAUGAGCAGCUACAAACUGAAGACAUAGAUGUCCCUCUUACUAAUGUUAGGCCUGUCAAGAAGGUUGCCUUGGUUGUUGUCACCGGUGAUAGGGGUCUUUGCGGCAGUUUCAACAAUUCAAUUAUUAAGAAAGCCGAAGCCAGGAUUGCUGAACUGAAGGAUCUUGGUUUUGAUUAUACUGUUAUUAGUGUAGGUAAAAAGGGAAACACGUACUUCCUUUGGAGGCCUUAUAUUCCGGUUGAUAAGUUUAUUGAGGGUAAAACACUCCCUACUGCCAAAGAAGCUCAGGCCAUUGGUGAUGACGUUUUCUCACUCUUUGUUAGUGAAGAGGUGGAUAAGGUAGAGCUUUUGUACACCAAAUUCGUAUCCUUGGUGAAGUCCGAUUGGAUUAUUCAUACCUUGCUACCUCUCUCACCAAAGGGAGAAAUUUGUGAUGUGAAUGGAAACUGUGUGGAUGCUGCUGAGGACGAGUUCUUCAGACUUACAACCAAGGAAGGAAAACUGACGGUGGAGAGAGAUACUGUUAGGACGCAGACAGCUGAAUUCUGGUCCAUUUUGCAGUUUGAGCAGGACCCAGUUCAGAUUCUUGAUGCUUUGCUGCCUCUCUAUUUGAACAGCCAGAUUUUGAGGGCAUUGCAGGAAUCACUAGCCAGUGAGCUGGCUGCUAGGAUGAGUGCCAUGAGCAGUGCUACUGAUAAUGCAGUGGAGUUGAAGAAGAACCUGUCUAUUCUCUACAAUAGAGAGCGCCAGGCGAAAAUCACGGGUGAGAUAUUGGAGAUUGUUGCUGGUGCCAAUGCUUUAACCUAGUUAACCAAGAUUCUGAUCCCCCCAUAGUUGUGCUUCUUUAUAGGUAAUCUAAUGGAUGUUUCUUAAUUCAUUCAAAUAUGCUUGUUUAAGAACAGUUAUGCAGAAUUUACACCUUUUCAUCGAAAUUCUCAUGCGUGUAGACUUUGUGCAGACAAUAAGAACUGCAAUGUAUUUUGAAACAGAGGAGCAUUCGACUUAUUUUGUUAUGUAAAUUUUUCUCCCGUAUAAACUUGUAUUAUUUGAAAA
This is a messenger RNA of Juglans microcarpa x Juglans regia, 1827 nucleotides long. Its product is annotated as ATP synthase gamma chain, chloroplastic-like. Gene Ontology annotation, cellular component: chloroplast thylakoid membrane. Lineage: Eukaryota; Viridiplantae; Streptophyta; Magnoliopsida; Fagales; Juglandaceae. The coding region runs from base 457 to 1581 and encodes 374 amino acids. The transcript has a single exon. Gene Ontology annotation, molecular function: proton-transporting ATP synthase activity, rotational mechanism. The record is from RefSeq and is a predicted model, not a curated record. Gene Ontology annotation, biological process: proton motive force-driven ATP synthesis.